Molecule: messenger RNA, 2213 nt
Organism: Trifolium pratense (red clover)
Lineage: Eukaryota; Viridiplantae; Streptophyta; Magnoliopsida; Fabales; Fabaceae
Product: protein tesmin/TSO1-like CXC 7
Exons: 9
Coding region: 824-1897 (357 amino acids)
Biological process (GO): regulation of DNA-templated transcription
Cellular component (GO): nucleus
Source: RefSeq, a predicted model, not a curated record
UCAUAAACUAAGUGAUGAGAGAAAUUGGUUUUGAGACUGGAAAAGACAACCCCAACACAAUCCCAAAUCGGAAAAAAAAUUCCCAAUUUUUUUAACCAAAAUCAAAAACCCCAAUUUAUGUGUGUUAAGCAAACUUCAAACAAAAUAUAAAAUAAAAAUAUAAACAUCAAUCUAGUGAACCGUAACCUAAUCCCAGAUCGGUUCCCAAUUUUCUAUCUCAUGAUGUUAGUGAGUGUUACAGUGUAUGUAAUAAUAAUGUGUCAUUCCUCCAAUUUUAAUCAACUACUCUCAAAAACCACCCAAUCCAGUAGCUGCCACCGAUUUUUGAACAUAGAAGAAGAAAUUGGUUCUGACCUUGAUUGCUCAGUGAUGAGAGAGAUGAGAGAUUUGGGGGCAAUGGUGCUUGAUGAGUGGGAGGGAGAUGAGAGGCGAUGGGGUUGAUUUGCUUGAAGAUGAAUAAUUUUGUUAAUAUUCUGUUUAUUUUAUUUUCUAUUUUUAAUUUUUUUUCUUUUAAAAAAUUAAUUAGGUUAUUAUGUGGCAAUAUGUCACUAAUUAAAUAAAUAAAAAUUGAAAUAAAGGCCACUUAGGCAUGCCUCAUCAUAAAAAAUGUCUAGUCAGACGCCAUGUUGUAUCACUAAUCACUACCUUUUCUUUCACAUUUUAAAGAGUUAAACAAUUUAAAUGAAACUUUCAUUCUAUUCCACUGUCCAUUUAAUAUAUAAUCAUAGUCUCAGGAGUUAACUUCAAAUACAACUAAUAUCUAAUCCGCUACAGUACUGAAUAGUGAGUCAUAGUAUCAAAUUUUCUUCUUGGAAUCUUAGAGAUGAAGACACCACCCUUUUCCAACUUAGAAGAGGUCUCUGAGACAAAGGAAAGACAAUCGGGGCCAUCCGAGGCUGACGAUGGGGAUAUUAAUGAACUUCCCAUGGUCCCUCCAUCACGGAAAAGAUGUAUUAAUCUUAACGUCUCUCCUUCAAAUUCUGACGAGUCUUCCGAAAGGAAUACUGAAAUACCAAGCAGCACUUCUUCUGUUCCUUUUCCUGCGAGCCAGCCAGAAAAAACCCUGUCUCAAGUCUCUGAGACAAAGGAAAGACAAUCGGGGCCAUCCAAGGCUGACGAUGGGGAUAUUAAUGAACUUCCCAUGGUCCCUCCAUCACGGAAAAGAUGUAUUAAUCUUAACGUCUCUCCUUCAAAUUCUGACGAGUCUUCCGAAAGGAAUACUGAAAUACCAAGCAGCACUUCUUCUGUUCCUUUUCCUGCGAGCCAGCCAGAAAAAACCCUGUCUCAAGUAGCUGAAUCAACGGAAAUAAAAUGUGAUUGCUGCUAUAUUAAAUGCGAUAAUUAUAUUUGUCGAUGUCGUCAGGCUCGUGUUUAUUGCUCCCCACUUUGCACAUGUAGCGAUUGCCAAAACAAACCAGAAGCGUUACAGCUUUCCAGUACUUCUUUGCCUCUUUCAUCCAGCCAAGUGCAUUCAAUGUCGCAAGGUCCCGCAUUAUUGGAGAGCCAUUUGAGGCCAUCUGCGAUCGGUGUUCAAACUACUAAAGAAUUCGCCCCCUCGUUAACGCUUCAAAUUGCUGGUGAAAGUUCCAAUAAGAGUAUCCUCAAAGAGGAGAGAAUAUGUAAAUGUAGAAAAACAAAAUGCUUGUCCCUUGUAUGUCCGUGUCUUAGUUGUUCACUCAGAUGCACCGAAAAUUGCGAAUGUGCUAUUGAAUGCAUGAAUAAAGAGGGUAAUGAAGCAUUAAUUCUGCAAGCUCGCAUGGCAGUAGGAUGUAGUUGCAGUAAAACAAGCUGCAAGAUCCAAAAAUGCUCAUGUUUUCAGGUCGGUGUUGGUUGCUCCCUAAUCUGUACUUGUCAAGGGUGUGAAAAUAUUCACGGUAGAAAGGAUAGGACAGCUUAAAGAAACAGGAGCAUUACAAAAUCAGUGACAAUAGAGAUAGAAAGUGAAGCUGGUGUAACAAAAACAUGUCCAUAUGAUGUGAUUCAAGGUUGAUGUCUGAGGAGAAGUUGGUUGCAGAGAUGGUAUCUGAUUUUUAAUUUGUUUGAUUAGUUUAGCUAAAGGGAAGAAAUUAUAUUGAAUGUGUAUACAUUGUUUAGUAGAUAUUAUGUGAUAGUAUUAUCCCAAUCUCUUAUCUAGUACUUCUGUAGUGAAAAAAAUGACUAAUCAUAUGACUCUUUCAUCAUAGUAUAGAAAACUACUAUUUUCCUUAUCUUUA